CAGUCACAUGACUCCACGGGCAGAUUUGCUUGAUGAGGUAAAACCCCCUGGGAAGAUCAAGUAUGUGGCAGCAGCAUCAGGUGCUUUGCUCCCUGUCAUUGGUGUUGGGAAUGCCAAGGUUAAGGGAGCUAAUGGGGAGCUUGUGGGGCUUGGGAAUGUUCUGCUGGUUGAAGGCUUGUCUGCUAACCUUCUCUCUGUGCGACGACUGCAGAAGAGCAAGGCCGAAGUGACCUUUGGACCAACCAGCUGCCGUGCUAAGCUUGGGAAGAAGGUGCUGUGGAGUCUGGAAGAGGAGACCAGCUGCAUCAAGGACCUGUGGCAGCUGCCCAUCAUCCCAUGGAAUGGGAAGACUCCAACAGCAGCAACGACAGCAGCGGCAAAGGCAACAGCAGGAGGAGAUGCAACUGCACCAACUGAUGGGGUCCUGGAAGCAGUCAAGAAAGUGCAGCAGCAGCAGACACAUGGUGAGGUGCUUGCUGGUGUGGAUGCGAGUGCGGCAUGGGCUAAGGCUUCAUCAAGGAGUGGAGAGGCCGAUUGGGAGACAUGGCAUGAGAGGCUGCGUCAUGUGAACUUCCCUAUGCUGCAGAAGUUGGUGAAGGAUGGGAGCCUGAAAGGAUUGGAGAGCAAGGGGGAGGUGGCAGCGGCUGUCCUUAAGGAGUGGAUGCCGAGAGCUCAGAGGGAAUGUGGACACAAGGUGAAGGUGAUCCGCAGUGACAAUGGUGGGGAGUUCAUUGGAGCUGAUUUUGAGGGGGAGUUGAAGAGGAAGGGGAUCCAGCAUCAACUGACAGUGCCCUACAACCCGCAGCAGAAUGGCGAGAAAAGAGGGAAGUUGGAGGCUUCUGGAAGAUGGGGUGUGCACUUGGGGAUUGCAAAGGAUCACAAGGGGUGGCUGCUAUGGGACUUGACCACCCAGAAGUUGACAGUGUCAAGGGAUGUGAAGUUUCUUGAGUCCCUGUACUACAAGGAAUGGAAGCAGCAGCAACAGAAGCUUCCAUCUACACCGCUCAUUGUGGAGGCAGAUGAGGUGCAGCAGCCUUCAAGACAGGUGGAGGUUGCAGUGUCAGAGGAGGAGAUGUCUGGGGUGACUGAGGAAGGGGAGCAGCUGAAGUAGAGCAGCAGCAGCAGCAGCAGCAUGAGUCUCCACCUCGAGUUCCACACCCGCCUGAGCGACCUAGGAGGGAUGUGCGCCCUCCUGUGAGGCUGACCUAUGGGGGAAGAGGCAAGCCA
This is a messenger RNA of Closterium sp. NIES-67, 1227 nucleotides long. The record is from the annotation of a GenBank genome assembly. NCBI's taxonomy places the organism in Eukaryota, Viridiplantae, Streptophyta, Zygnematophyceae, Desmidiales, Closteriaceae.